AUGGCUGCCCAGUCUAAUCCCAGAUCGAACAGCCUAUUGCGGCGGGUGAUAACAGCCGCUUUGGAUCGUGAAGAGAAUUCCUAUCCUCCGAUGGCAGCCCAUCUUGCUGCCACGCGUGGGGAUGGAAACAGUACUCCUGACCUAGAGCGUGGACCAUCCAAACGUACAACCGGUCUCACAGUGUUGCCAAACGACCCUGAUAGUCUUAUCCCAUCCAACGAUAAGCUGCUGAUCUUCCGUGCCUUGACCGGUAUUGACAGUGUCCCGGCCCUCACGUCUGGCGGACAUCUCCUUCGAAGCGCACCAAAUGUCGGCAUCUAUACGCGUGUUAUCCGAAAUGAAACCAAGGCUGCUCGUGCCUACAAAAUCUUCAACCUCCUCAUCAACACAUGUUUGGGUAUUCAAAUUGUCGUCGCUGCUGCAAUUACUGCUACUGGCGCGGCUAGUGGACCUCAUGCUGCCAUCACUGCAUUUGGCGCAAUCAACACCAUCAUGGCGGGCAUCCUCACCUAUCUCCGUGGUUCUGGUCUUCCCGACCGUUUGAAGGGCUACCAAAACAAGUGGAAGAAUAUUCGAGAGUACGUUGAGCAACGUGAACGAGAAUUCUGUUUGGUUGGCUGUACCCUCGACGUUCAAGAAGAGGUCUUUAUCGUGGAAAGCAUGUACCAGAGCAUCAAGUCGGAGAUGGAAACGAAAACGAGUAGUGGCGACAAUAGGGGAUCUCAACCAGAUGACCCCCGAAUUCGUCGCUCUCUUCUACCUACCUCGAAUAAUCUCAGCGGCCACCGAGCCUCCACGACUCCCGUCACUCGCGCUGAUGCGCAUCGGUCUGACUCUGCCGAUGAUCAUGAGCCUGUGAGCCCAAUCAGCUCGCCGGCUCCUGUUCAUGAGAAGAUUUGA
Molecule: messenger RNA, 900 nt
Organism: Penicillium waksmanii
Lineage: Eukaryota; Fungi; Ascomycota; Eurotiomycetes; Eurotiales; Aspergillaceae
Exons: 1
Coding region: 1-900 (299 amino acids)
Source: RefSeq, a predicted model, not a curated record